UGUAAGCUCUUUGCACAUUUAACAAAAGCCCUUCAUAGCAUCACAUCAGAUCCCAGGUUGGAGUUGUGUUGACAGUAGUCAUGGCAGCAUCUGCGCAGGAGAUGGCACCCUGGCAGGUGUACCUUGCCAGUGGCGCUAACCGGCUCUCCCAUGACCACAGAGGGGGACGCUGGAACAGCGUUUGCAGUGGUGCGGGAGGAUAUGGAACCCGCAUCUCAAUGGAAUAUGCAUCAAGUGUCCCUGUGAGCGUCACCAAUGUCUCAAACUCCCUGUGCCUCAAUGAGAGGGAGAAUAUGCAAGAUCUUAACGAUCGCUUCGCCUCCUACCUGGAAAAGGUACACCAACUAGAGGCAGCCAAUGCUCAGCUUGAGCUACAGAUCAAGGAACAUCUGGAGAGAAGCUCCCUUGGUGACCGUAAAGACAUGGGUGGACACUUGGGGAUGAUCGAUAACCUUCGGAACCAGAUUUCUGAAUGGUACACAACCCAUGCCCAACUCAGGCUGCAGGUCGCCAAUGCUCAACUGGAAGUCUAUGGCUAUAAAUACAAGUGUGAACAGGAGGAAAGGCGUCUCUUGGCAGCGGAGGCAGAGCUGAGCCACCUGCAGAGUAUUCAGCAUGAGUUCAUCGAUAGGGAAGGAGAUCUGCACAUCCAACUGGAUGGAAACCUGGAGGAAAUGGACCUCCUCAAGAGCAACCAUGAGGAGGAAGUGCAGGGAGUGAUGGCCCAGAUGUCUGGGUUGGUUAAUGUGGAGAUGGACUGUGCUCACUCAGUGGACCUGAAUGAGAGUCUCAGUCGCCUAAGGGAGCAGUGUGGGGCGAUGGUCCUGAAGAACAAAACAGAGGCUGAGAGCUGGUUUCGGAGCAAGGUGGACAGUAUGAAGACCCAGGUGACCGUCUGUUCCGAUGGGUCCGAGGUUAGGCAGACAGAGAUAGAUGACCUAAAGAGAAAAGUCCAGGACCUAACUCUGGAGUUGCAGCUAUUGGAGACCCAGAAUCUGUCAAUGGAGAGGGACGAGAUGGAAGUGAACGAGCGAUACAGUAUUCACCUCAGUCGGCUUCAGAAGCACUUAGACAGCCUGGAGGUGGAGCUGCUGCAGCUAUGUACAGCCACAGAGCAGCAGGCUGUCCAGUACCUGAUGCUACUGGACAUCAAGACCAGGCUGGAGAGGGAGAUUGCUGAGUACAGGAGACUGCUGGAUGGAGGGGGAGCCAGGAAAUCAAGCCCCAACGCCAUGGCUAGUGUCACGUCUCACUGUGCAAUGAGCAAUGGAACUGCCUUCCAACACGUCUUCAUGCCAAUUCAGAGUUCCUCCAUUAGUGUACCAACAGCAAGUGUACCAAUAAUUUGUGUACCAAGAGCAAGCGUGUCAAGUAUUAGUGAGACCUCAAGAGAGACCUCAAGCAAUUUAGAAAACGGAGGACAAGUGGUAGGUGCAGCCAUUGGGGAGCAGGUUACCCGUGUGCAGAAAGUGUUUCUGUAUAAUGCCUCCGAUAAAACAGUGCAGAGUGUACAAACUUCCAAUCAGGUUAGCACUGUAAAAGAAGUCCAAAGCAAGUGUUUAGAAAGUGGGCAUCGGGUUGGAUAUUCAGAGAGCAGCGCUAACACCAGCUUUGCACAACAUGGAUCUAGCACUAACACCAGCUCUGCACAACAUGCAUCUAGCGCUAACACCAGCUCUGCACAACAUGGAACUAGCUCGAACACCAGCUCUGCACAACAUGGAGCUAGCACUAACACUAGCUCUGCACAACAUGGAGCUAGCGCUAACACCAGCUCUGCACAACAUGGAGCUAGUGCUAAAACCAGCUCUUGCUAA
Messenger RNA from Oncorhynchus nerka (sockeye salmon), 1817 nucleotides. Its product is annotated as keratin, type I cytoskeletal 19-like. Gene Ontology annotation, cellular component: cytoskeleton. The transcript is spliced from 9 exons. The record is from RefSeq and is a predicted model, not a curated record. Gene Ontology annotation, molecular function: structural molecule activity. Bases 81 to 1817 code for a protein of 578 amino acids. Lineage: Eukaryota; Metazoa; Chordata; Actinopteri; Salmoniformes; Salmonidae.